AUGGAUCUCGAAUCUAAUGAAACAACACCAUUGCUCACUGAGCGCAAUGGUGCCUCUAACUUGUCGGCCAUCGAAGAGAAUGAUGGUCUGCCGGACCCGAAUGUCAUAUGGUGGGAUCAAGAUGAAGAUCCUGAAUACCCUUACAAUUGGCCUCGUUGGCUCUCCAUGUCCAAUUGUUUUCUAAUUAGUGCAAUGACUUUCUUGACUGCACUUGCAUCCUCAAUAAUCGCGCCCGCGGUACCCCAGCUGAUGACAGAAUUCCAAAAUGAAAACCUGCAGGUUGCCGCAUUCGUUGUGUCAGUAUACAUUCUUGGGUUUGCUGCUGGUCCACUGAUAAUUGCACCUCUGUCUGAGAUCUACGGCCGUGUUCCGGUAUAUCAUGUUUGUAACGUCGGUUUUACUAUUUUUGCAACAGCAUGCGCUCUGUCACCGAAUAUCCAAGCUCUGAUCAUCUUUCGAUUUUUGAAUGGACUCUUUGGUUGCUGCCCUGCGACAAUUGGAGGUGGCUCAAUCACGGAUAUGAUCCCACAAGAAAGAAGGGCCGCCGUGGUAGCAGCAUAUAGUGUUGGUGCUCUUUUCGCCCCUAUCGUUGGUCCGAUGGCUGGUGGAAUCGUUGCGGAUAAAUUUGGCUGGCGCUGGGAUUGUUGGCUUCUAAGUAUUUCUGGAGCCGUCAUCUCGAUUUUCAUGAUGUUUGUCUUGAAGGAGACCUAUCACACGGUCAUCCUCGAGCGAAAAGUUCAUCGUCUCCGUACAGUAACGGGUAACCAGCUGCUGCAAUCCAAGCUCAAUAUUGGUCUUUCACAGAGAGCGUACUUUUUACGCAGCAUCGUUCGUCCAUUGAAGAUGCUUACGCUUUCCCCGAUCGUGAUCAUUACAUCCUUGUUCAUCGCUAUCACGUACGGGUAUAUGUACUUGUUAUUCACUUCAUUUACCGAGGUCUUCCAGCGAUACUAUGGAUUCACUACCAGCAAUGUCGGUUUAUGUUUUCUUGGGCUGGGGUUGGGCUCUUUCCUCGGGGUUGCCAUAUUCAGUGCGACAUCAGACAAAAUGAUCAAAAGAAAGGCCGCUCAGGAAAACGCAGAGGCUGAUUUAACGGGCUCCCAGAAGAAAGGCAUCAUCAAACCAGAGUACAGACUUCCACCUUUGCCAUUCGCAGUGUUGUGUCUUCCGGUGGGUUUAUUGAUAUAUGGUUGGACCGCGGAAUUGCGUCUACAUUGGAUAGUCCCCAUAAUUGGCACGGUUUUCAUCGGCGUUGGACAGUUGUUGUUAUAUAUGGUGCUGCAAAUGUACCUGAUCGAUUCAUUUACCAUCUAUGCUGCUUCUGCUGUCGCAGCAAUUACGGCAGUGCGAUCUAUUGCGGGCGGCCUAUUGCCACUCUUUGGUUUGAGUAUAUACGAUAAAUUCGGUGUCGGCUGGGGAAAUACCUUGCUUGCCGUUGUUUGCCUGCCGCUCGUCCUCGUGUCGUUCUUACUUAUCAGGUAUGGAGAAACGCUCAGGGAGAGGUUUCAAGUGAAGAAUCUGUGA
Messenger RNA from Talaromyces stipitatus ATCC 10500, 1524 nucleotides. RefSeq names its product bicyclomycin resistance protein, putative. The record is from RefSeq and is a predicted model, not a curated record. The transcript has 3 exons. Bases 1 to 1524 code for a protein of 507 amino acids. Gene Ontology annotation, molecular function: transmembrane transporter activity. Lineage: Eukaryota; Fungi; Ascomycota; Eurotiomycetes; Eurotiales; Trichocomaceae. Gene Ontology annotation, biological process: transmembrane transport.